CAGCUCAGUAAAGCUUCAUCUCUAAUAGGAUGAGCGCUGCUCGUGUGUGUGGAGCUGAAUGAGCGCGCAUUGUUCCUUUGGUUGUUUCUCCUCUAUCCGCGCGGAUCGAUCGAUCAGUGAUCGGAUGUGAUCGGGAUUUUUCUGAUGGAUAUAUCGAUGUGAAGAAGGUGUCAAACACAGCGGCUGAAGUUCAGAAGAGAUCUUGCGGGACAGUAAAGAUGCGAGCGCAGGCCCUGCUGCUGUACCUGACGCUGCUGCAGACGGCUGGAGCCGCUUUCCCAGAAGACACCGAGCCCAUCAGCAUUGCACAUGGAAACUACACUAAACAGUACCCAGUGUUCAUCGGACACAAACCAGGCAGGAAUAACACACAGCGGCACAAACUGGACAUCCAGCUGAUCGUCAUCAUGAACCGGACGCUGUAUGUGGCUGCGAGGGAUCACAUUUACACGCUGGACAUGGAGACGUCCAGCACAGAGGAGAUCUUCUUCAGUAAGAAGCUGACCUGGAAGUCCAGACAGGCGGAUGUGGACACCUGCAGAAUGAAGGGCAAACACAAGGAUGAGUGUCAUAACUUCAUCAAGGUGCUCCUGCAGCAGAGCGAGGACUCUCUGUUUGUGUGUGGAACCAACGCCUUCAACCCGUCCUGCCGAACCUACAGGAUGGACAGUCUGGACGCGCUGAGUGAGGAGAUCAGUGGGAUGGCCCGCUGCCCGUACGACGCCAAACACGCCAACGUGGCCCUGUUCGCCGAUGGGAAGUUAUAUUCAGCCACGGUCACAGAUUUCCUGGCCAUCGACGCAGUGAUCUACCGCAGUUUAGGAGACAGUCCCACACUCAGAACCGUCAAACACGACUCCAAAUGGCUAAAGGAGCCGUAUUUCGUCCAGGCGGUGGAUUACGGGGACUUCAUCUACUUCUUCUUUCGGGAAAUCGCCAUGGAGUACAACAGCAUGGGGAAGGUGGUGUUUCCGCGUGUGGCGCGCGUGUGUAAGAGUGACCGCGGCGGCUCUCAGCGUGUGCUGGAGAAACAGUGGACAUCUUUCCUGAAGACGCGCCUGAACUGCUCCAUUCCUGGAGACUCACACUUCUACUUCAACAUCCUGCAGGCCGUGACCGACGUCAUACACAUCAGCGGGCGAGACGUGGUCAUGGCCACCUUCUCCACACCCUACAACAGUAUCCCGGGAUCAGCUGUGUGUGCGUAUGACAUGUCAGAGAUCGCUCUGGCCUUCACCGGACGCUUCAAAGAGCAGAAAUCACCUGACUCCACCUGGACACCUGUGCCGGAGGAGAAGGUGCCCAAACCCAGGCCGGGUGUGUGUGCCGGCUCGUCCUCUGUGGAGAAGUUUAAGGUGUCGAGUGAGUUUCCGGACGAGACUCUGAGCUUCAUCAAAGCCCACCCGCUGAUGGAGGAAGCCGUGCCCGCCAUCGCCAACCGGCCCUGGUUCCUCAAGACCAUGGUGAGGUACCGGCUCACUCGUAUCGCGGUGGAUAACGCCGCUGGGCCACACAGUAACCAUACGGUGGUGUUUCUGGGCUCGGAGCGAGGAAUCGUCCUGAAGUUUCUGGCUAAGAUCCGCAGCGGCGCCCUGAACGACAGCCUGUUCCUGGAGGAGCUGAACGUCUACAAUGCAGAGAAGUGCAGUAUUGACGGUGUGGAGGAUAAGCGCAUCAUCAGUAUGCAGAUCGACAGCCGCAGCCGCUCUCUGUUCGUGGCCUUCAGCUCCUGUGUGGUUCGAGUCCCGCUCGCGCGCUGCCAGCGCCAUGGAAAGUGCAAGAAGUCCUGUAUCGCCUCCAGAGACCCGUACUGCGGCUGGGUGUCCGAGGGCGCCUGCAGAGAAAUCACAUCUGACGCAAAAUGGCCGUUCGAGCAGGACGUGGAGCAGGGAAACACAGAUGGACUGGGCGACUGCCAAAAUUCGUUCGUGGCUCUGAACGGCCGUGUCUCCUCCUCCUCAGUGUCUCCAGCAGUGGUCAGUGUUCCUCUGGGUCGGGGUCGAGUGCUGAAGGAUCACCAGGAGCCGCUGGUGUCCGGGUCCUCAGAGACGCAGCAGGAGAGCGCGGGAGUGAUCCGCGAGACGUUCCACCGGGACCGGGAUCAGAUGGUUCCUGUGACGCUGCUGGCCAUCGCUGUGAUCUUGGCCUUCAGCAUGGGCGCCAUCUUCAGCGGGAUCCUGGUGUACUGUGUGUGUGACCACCACCGCCGCCGGGACUUCCCCAUGUCAGGACGCAAAGAGAAGGACUGUGUGCCGUCCCGCCGCGGCUCCAUGAACAGCGUGACCAAGCUGACGGGGCUGUUCGAGACGCAGUCUAAAGACGGGCAUGCGGAGCAGAUGCUGACCCCGCUGAUGAACGGCCGGCUGGCCAACGGGCGGAUGCUGAUUAAAGCGGAGCAGCACUUGGACCUGUCCGCCCUGCCCACACCCGAGUCCACACCGCUGCAGCCACGCCGCAAGCCUAGCAGGGGGAGCCGUGAGUGGGAGCGCAACCAGAACCUGAUCAAUGCCUGCACCAAAGAGCUGUCAUCAAUGGGAUCGCCGGUGAUCCCAACAGAGCUGCCGCUGCGGGCAUCCCCAGGCCACAUCUCCAGCGUGGUGGUGCUGCCACUGCCCCCACACCAGCCGUACCAGCACGAGUACGUAGAGCACCCGCAGCAGCGUCCCGAGGAUCCAGCGGCCACGCUGGAGUUCCACACGCUACGGAGCCCGUGCCGUGGUGCGGAGGAGGAGGCAGUGCCGCCGAGGGUGCCCCAGCGGGAGGCGUCACUGGUGCCGCCUGCUGUCCCACAGAUGGGCAAACGGCUAGAUAUGCACUCCUCCAUGUACGCCCGCGGGUUCCCCAUGAGCUCCGGCCUGAAGAAGCAGCACAACACCAACUCCUCCAACUCCUCACACAUGUCCAGGAACCACAGCUUCCGUGUGGAGACGCCUCCGCCUGCCCCGCAGCGCGUGGACUCCAUGCAGGUCUCCUCUCCGGGGCUCAGCCUCGGCCUCUCCCACCACCCCAGCCUCAGCUCUUUCGGCUCUCUGCCCCGCUGCGGAUCCCGGCAGAUGAAGCCCGACGUGCCGCCCAAACCCUCGGCCGUGUCCUACUGCAGCAAAGCCACAUCCGGAGACUCCUGCACAUAAUCCACAGCGGGAGAACACACGGGGAACAGCUCAGUGUGUCUGCGGUGUACAGCCCUGUACAGGAAACGCAGAUCACCUUUCCUUUCUGUUUGUUUUGGUUUUGUAUAUUUUUUAAUACGUACACAUCGGGCUGACGAGUCCCCGAGCGCAAACACACCGAGAGGAGGAACUCUUGAAGAUUUACUCAGCGCUUCGUCCUGAUUAAAGCAGGGCUGAGGUUCGUUUUCUGCCAAAAGCACAUGGAGACGGGUGGAGAUGUACGUCACGAGGAGCCCGUCAUUAUCCAGCUCUCGGACAGUAAACUGUGAAGAUCUGCCCGUCUCUGCGCUGCUGUUCCUGGACAAAGCAAUGGAGUUCUGCCUUGGUGCAAGAGUUCAACACGUCUACUGAAGCGGUCGGCUAAAUAACACGUGACUGUUAAUACUAAUAGCAGGUUGUAUUUAUUUUUAAUAAAGUGCUUUUGCAGAGAGAGCGUCUCUUGUAGGCUCAAGCGAGGCGGGAGCGAUGGGUUUAAUUUGAAUUAAUCGAGUGUGAAAUUAUUUAAAGUCAUUAAACUGGAGCCAGCACUUCUGUCCACUAACUCUUUGGACGUUGCUAAGCAAACUCUGAGGUGUCGGGAAGCCGUGCCAGAGAGGAUCGUGGGUAAAUCAGACACACAGGAGCGGUCCGUCUGCGCUAGUCUGUCCGCAGAGUGCCAUUCUGAAGGAACACACAGACGACAUGCGUGUGUGUGUGUGUGCAGACGCUGGCUUUAUGCUUUCAGAUGUAUGGGUUCCUCUAACACACACACACACACACACACACACAUGUUAGUUUUGGGGGUUUAUGAUGACUCUGCAUAGAUCUAAUGUAUUUUAUACUGUAAAACAGUUUAUUAAUAUACAGCCCUGCCCCGUAACCCUCACAGCAAACCUGAGAAAUUCUCAUCUAUUUUUAAGCAUUUUAAUUACAAGGACACACGGCAUGUCCUCAUAAACCACCAUCAAUCAGGCGUACCCAUGUCGUUAUACACGUGUGACCUUGUAAACCACCAAAACCAACACACACACACACACACACACACACACACACACACACACACGUGCACAGGCCCAUGGUUGAAUCCUGUCCAGCAAGCCUGUUUUCCUCCUUCCACCUGUAAAUUUGUGCCUUACACCCCUGAGUAGUGACGCGUGUGUUAGCUGUUAACUGUCGUAGUUCUGAUGAUGAUGAUGAUGAUGAUGAUGAUGUUUGUUUCUCUCGUUUGAUUAAAAAAACACACAAAACACAAAAAAACAUGUAAUUGCUGAAUGUAGGUGUUGUCGUUGUCGACUCUGGUCCCUCUGCUAACCACACACGACUCGUGCUUGAGUUCUGAUCGUGCCAAUGAAGCGUUGGAGUCGGAGGAGUGUCGUCUGGUUUCCUUUGUCCUUUUGUACUCCUCUAAAGUCCAGAUGAGGUGUGUACACUGUUUGUAGAUGACGUGGAUCCGGCUGCUCAGAGGCAAUAAGAGAAAAACACAGGAGUGAAUCCGAGACGACGCUUCUCCCGAACACACACACACACACACACACACCAGCUCUAAUGUAUAUGAUCAAACACAGUUUGUAGGCAGUGAAUACAGGCUGGCUCCUGUGUAGAUAUGCACUUCAGUAACAUUAGGAAAGGGAUUAAUGUUUUCAAUGUUUGUGACAGAUUCCCAUUAAUAUAAUUUUCUAGCUCUAUGGUCGUGACGUGAUACGAGCGAUUGUUAUUUAACUAUUUUGACACACGUUCUCUUGAAGUUGACGUUUGUAGAUGUUGGCCUGACCGGCUCCGCCUCCUCCUGUUGUGGGCGGGGUCUCCUGUGUGGUGCCUUCGCUCCGUCGCCCUCCAGACUCCAGUACUCCUGUAUGAUACGGUUUUGUCACGGGUCUCUCCCACGUCUGAUUCACAGCUAAAUGUAUGUUGUAAAGAAAUUCUCUUUAAUAAAUGGAAAAGUAAUAAAGCAUUGAGAUGGUGUUCACA
Danio aesculapii is the source of this 5117-nucleotide messenger RNA. It is a transcript of the gene sema6a, whose product is annotated as sema domain, transmembrane domain (TM), and cytoplasmic domain, (semaphorin) 6A. Bases 219 to 3131 code for a protein of 970 amino acids. Gene Ontology annotation, biological process: axon guidance; semaphorin-plexin signaling pathway; negative regulation of axon extension involved in axon guidance. Lineage: Eukaryota; Metazoa; Chordata; Actinopteri; Cypriniformes; Danionidae. The transcript has 19 exons. The record is from RefSeq and is a predicted model, not a curated record. Gene Ontology annotation, molecular function: chemorepellent activity; semaphorin receptor binding.